Messenger RNA from Myiozetetes cayanensis, 1282 nucleotides. RefSeq names its product translocase of inner mitochondrial membrane 21 (gene TIMM21). Gene Ontology annotation, biological process: protein import into mitochondrial matrix. The transcript has 6 exons. Gene Ontology annotation, cellular component: TIM23 mitochondrial import inner membrane translocase complex. The record is from RefSeq and is a predicted model, not a curated record. The coding region runs from base 173 to 880 and encodes 235 amino acids. NCBI's taxonomy places the organism in Eukaryota, Metazoa, Chordata, Aves, Passeriformes, Tyrannidae.
CGGGGCAAUGGCGAGCGGCGGCUGUUGGCGGUAAAGGGUCAGUGGGGCUCCCGACCUGCCUGCUCGGGGCGGGAAGCUGCCCUGGCUCUUUCCCGAGGGUCCCCCGGGAGAGCGUGGCGAGCGGCACGAACUUUCCUUUCGGCCGUGAGGCCGGCGGGGAGCCGUGCCCGGGAUGCUGCCCGCCUCCCUGGGGCGGACAUGCCUGGGGAGGUGGCUGCUCGCCCCCCGCGGAUGGGCGCUGCUGGGGACGGGGGCCGCGGCGGGAACGGGGGCCGGGUCCUGCCUGAGGUGGCGGCACCAGCCCCCGCUGCUGCUCCGGCCCGCCCGGCAGAGCAUCGGGACGCAGGCGGGAGGGCUGAGAGCUGAAAAAUCUGGCCAUGAUAGCAAAGAUGUGUCCGUGCAAGGGGCGCGGAACGACGAAACGGUGCUGUCGGCUACUCAGAAAGUGAAAGAAGCUGGAAGAGACUUUACCUAUUUUAUUGUGGUGCUUGUUGGAAUUAGUGUUACAGGUGGUUUGUUCUACGUGAUUUUUAAAGAGCUAUUCUCUUCUUCUAGUCCAAAUAAGAUCUAUGGAGAUGCCUUGGAGAAAUGCAGAUCUCACCCUCAGAUAAUUGGUGCUUUCGGUGACUCUAUUAAAGGUUAUGGGGAGGCAACAAGAAGAGGAAGACGACAGCAUGUCAGUCACAUUGAAUACGUGAAGGACGGAUUGAAACAUAAGCGUUUGAAGUUCUAUAUUGAGGGCACUGAAUCAGGGAAACAGGGAACAGUCCAUGUGGAAGUCAAAGAGAAUCCUGAAACAGGAAGAUUUGAGGUCCGCUACAUAUUUGUGGACGUUGACACCUAUCCGAGAAGAACCAUUGUCAUAGAAGACAACAGAUAACCAACGAUCAAAAUCGUUGCUGCCUUGUCUCAUUGAGUGUUGGAUAAUACUGGUGUAGCCAGUCUACGCAUGAAUUGUUUGAUGUUCUCGAUUGUGUCUCCCAGAUUUGGGGGUGUGUUGCAGGAAGUAGCCUCUCAGGGCAUCCAUUAAGGACUUGGAUAAUAACUGAUAACAGGAUUUAAAGUGAAACCAAUGAAAUAUAGUAGAGCUAUGAUUUAUGGCAGAUACUCUUGACAUAGGAAAGCAAUGGCUCAUAAUAAAGAGUUUAAUGAUGGAUAAUAGUUCUGCUUACCCAAAUACUGAGUCUUCCAAGUUUUUAGGUUUCUAUGGGGAGUUGUCUUCCUUGCUUGGAUUUCCCACUACCACUGCAAUAAAGAAAGUGGUAUUUUAACUGUGGACAAA